Messenger RNA from Penicillium canariense, 504 nucleotides. RefSeq names its product Mitochondrial intermembrane space cysteine motif-containing protein MIX17. The record is from RefSeq and is a predicted model, not a curated record. Lineage: Eukaryota; Fungi; Ascomycota; Eurotiomycetes; Eurotiales; Aspergillaceae. Gene Ontology annotation, biological process: mitochondrion organization. The transcript has 3 exons. Bases 1 to 504 code for a protein of 167 amino acids. Gene Ontology annotation, cellular component: nucleus; mitochondrion.
AUGCCUCGCCAACAACGUCGUGCUGCCCCUACCCCGGCGCGCAGCGCUCCCACCCGCCCUACUGCUGCCCCUGCUCGGCCCGCGCCUUCUCCCCAGCAGCAGCAGCCUCACUCGACUGCCGCCCACCCCCAGGCUCCUCCCAUGCAGCAUGCGGCUCCUGUGCAGCAGAGCUCUGGCCCUGGUCUCUUCAGCACGAUGGCCUCAACCGCUGCCGGUGUCGCAGUUGGUAACGUUGCCGCCCACGGACUCAUGAGCGCCUUUGGCUUCGGCGGUAGCUCCCACGCCCCCGCCGAGGCCCAGCAGGCUCCUCCCGCCGAGAACCAGACCAUGGACAACGGCCUCUGGCAGAGCAACGCCACCCAGCAGUCGUGGGAGACCCCUGCCUGCGAGCCUGACAUCCGCAACUUCCGCCGGUGCAUGGACGAGAACAAGGGUGACAUGACGGUCUGCGGUUGGUACAUGGACCAGCUGAAGGCUUGCCAGGCUGCUGCUAAGCCCUACUAA